Molecule: messenger RNA, 1897 nt
Organism: Procambarus clarkii (red swamp crayfish)
Lineage: Eukaryota; Metazoa; Arthropoda; Malacostraca; Decapoda; Cambaridae
Product: dynein assembly factor with WD repeat domains 1
Molecular function (GO): protein binding
Source: RefSeq, a predicted model, not a curated record
UGUGAUGACGUCACGUGUUGUGGUGCCGUCAGCAGGGAUGGCGGACCAGCUGGGGUCGCCUGCUCACAAGGCCAUCAGGAAGAUUAGAAAAAAAUUGCGACAAAUCGAGCAUUUGGAACUUUUAGGCAGAGAACUAAACGAUGAGGAAGCCUUGAAGGUUAGCAGAAAGAUUGAUCUACGCAAAGACUUGCGUAAAUUACUCAAGGAGCAUCCUCAAGAUGAAAAUGAUGUCAUGAAGCGGCAAAGCAUUCAUCAUAAUGAAGAAGAAAGUAAUAUUAAGAAAUCUAAGAGUAUUGAUUCGUCUAAUUUAAAGCAAGAGAUUCCAGAUGAGUUAGAAUUGCAAGACUCAUCCCACCAAUUUGAUACUUCAGCAUCUGGUCCAGAGCAUCAAGAACGUCUGGCAAGUUUAUCAUCUUCCCGUAGCAGCCCAUUUGACCCUACUUCCAUCCCUUCACCUGUUUUGUAUCCCAUUGAGACGCAUGCCGAGAAAAUUGUUUCGGGUGCGGAAAACACACCUGUAAAACUUCUUGCCUCUUCUGAAACUCAACAUCAUUGUGUUAGCCAAAAAGCUGUAAAAGUUGAGGGAAAACCUCAGACAUCAAAAUCAAUUCCUAAAGGAUCAAAUGCUGAUAAUUUAAUGAUCAAAGAAAGUGCGCUAAAGAGAGAGAGUGCGUAUGAAGUUUUCACUCUUGAGGGCCAUAAUGAUAUAAUUUUAGGCGUUGACUGCAUCGACAACUUUGUGUUAUCAGCAAGUCGAGACACAACUGUACGUGUGUGGCGAAUUGGCAAAACCAAGGAAGAGAGAAGUCUCCGAGGACACACAGCAGCUGUUACUGCUGUAGCAUUUUUACCUGAGCCUCUGGCUGCAGCUGUACUAGCGAAACUCGAGACAGAUUAUGAUGAUCUGCCAUUCGUCCAGGGACGAGUUUCAUCAGAGUGCCGUAUUCUGGCUGUGUCGGGGGGUUUGGACUGUAUGCUAAGGGUGUGGGAUAUAUUGUCAGGGGAAAGUCAUGGUUCGAUCUAUACAUAUAAUGGAAUAACAUGCCUGAGCUGCGGAACAUGGGGAGUAGUGACAGGAACAGAAGGAGGAAAGCUUGAGGUUUGGUGUAUAGUCAGUGGUCAGCGCCUUGCCUUUGUCAAUGCAUUUCAGAGUCAAACUACUGCUCUUUAUAUUGAUGGAGAUGAGGUAUAUGCUGGAAGUGCUGAUGGUGAGCUGGGAAUUUGGAGGUUUAAUGCAACCCGUAGAAAGCUGGGAGUUGUUUACAUCAUGGAGGCUGAAUCAUCUACCUUUGUUCCUCUGAGACAAUUAGCAGCAGUUGUGGCACAUAGCGGGAGGUGUUAUUUGGGAGACAGUGGUCCAAAUAUUAAAGUUGUGGAUUGGAAGAAGGGCCAUGUGUCACGUCUGGUGAACCACGUUGGAGACAUUGGCAUGACAGACAGUCUAACGCUCUCACCAGACGGGUUUCUUCUUGCUGCAUCCUACCUCGUUGAUUCUGGUAGUUCUUCCAUCAAUGUUCGUGAAGCAUCAAGUGGCAGAUAUAUUUGCUCUCUAACUGACAACGACGAGGGUCGCUACCUGACCAUGAGCGCAUCACCAGGUGUAAUUGUGACAGGAGGGCAUUUGUUGAAGGUGUGGCUGCGGCAGGAUAGGAGUGCACUUCCGAAGAAAGGGAAAAGAAAUUCAAAUGAGGUAAUUCUUCCAAACAUUCUGCACAAACUAUCAAGUCCAGCGGUUGACUCGGCCUCGGAGGAUGAGACAGAUUGGGCAUCAUCAAGUGAUGAUGAAGUACAGGAGUUUGUACCUGUACAAAGAGGCUCCUCCCAGAGUGGAGGUAACGUAGACAGUAGUGGGUGGUGGUGUAGAAUCUUGUAGCUAAUUAUAUGGUUGAGAGGUAAA